Messenger RNA from Carassius gibelio (silver crucian carp), 2848 nucleotides. RefSeq names its product coagulation factor X. Bases 158 to 1651 code for a protein of 497 amino acids. Gene Ontology annotation, cellular component: extracellular region. The transcript has 9 exons. Gene Ontology annotation, molecular function: calcium ion binding; serine-type endopeptidase activity. Gene Ontology annotation, biological process: blood coagulation; proteolysis. The record is from RefSeq and is a predicted model, not a curated record. Lineage: Eukaryota; Metazoa; Chordata; Actinopteri; Cypriniformes; Cyprinidae.
GUCUAAAGGUCGAUGCUGUAGUGCAGUACAAAUAGUGAUUUUUAGGACUGCUGUCUUCAGAAACACUGAAAUAGUAAAAGUGAACCUGCUCAGGACUGACCUAAAUCGGGUCAAACGACUCAAAAAGAUUCAUUUACUCCAAAUCUGCAGUUUCUUGAUGUCUGAAUCAAUGAGCUGGAUGAUUCUUCUCUUAAUUCAUCUGACCUCAGCGCUCCAGUCACCAGUGUUUCUGGAGAGGCGUGAUGCUGUUCAUCUGCUCAGGAACCGAAGGGCAAACGUCUUCCUGGAGGAGAUGAAGCCUGGGAAUCUGGAGCGGGAGUGUUAUGAGGAGCGCUGCUCUCUAGAGGAGGCGUCCGAGAUCUUCCAGAGCAGAGAGAAAACAAUGGAGUUCUGGUACAAAUAUCAGAAUCUGAAUCUGUGUAGAUUUAACCCGUGUCUGAAUGGAGGAAUCUGCAGCGAGAGCCGCGGCAUUCGCGAGUGUCUCUGUCCUCCGCAGUACAGCGGGACGAACUGUCAAACAGAGGUGUUUGACUGUAAGUUUAAGAACGGAGGGUGUCUGCAUUACUGCAGUCAGUCGGAGCAGACGGCUGGUGUUGUGUGCAGCUGCGCAGACGGUUACCAGCUGGAUGAAGACGGACGCAGCUGCAGUCCAUCAGUGCAGUAUCCGUGUGGGAAGCAGUGGAUUGGUGGGAUCAUGUCUCGCUCACUGGAUGAUGUUAGCCUCACGGAUGCUGAUUAUGCAAACCACACCCACACCACGACAAACUCCUCCCACUCAUUACAUAAAAACAGUUCACUGGUAAACACGACUCACAAGCCAAACCAAACCGAUCCAGCAUCACAGGAGCUGUCUGACACAGGAAGUGACAUCAGCGGCGUGAACGAGGACUCACGCAUCGUCGGAGGUCAGCUGCAGGGUCAGGGCGGGAGUCCGUGGCAGGUUCUUCUUCGUCGUAAGGAUGAGUACGGCUUCUGUGGGGGGUCUCUGAUCAGUCAGCGAUGGGUCGUGACGGCAGCUCACUGUCUCCAGCAAACACCAGAUCAUGUGACCAUCGGAGACUAUGAUAAGAUGCGUCCAGACAAAGACGAGCAGAAGAUCACGGUGCAGAAGAUCGUCGUCCACCCACACUUCCACGACUACACCUUUGACAGCGACAUCGCUCUGCUCUAUCUGUCCUAUCCGGUCACUCUGGGGCCCUUCUCCGUCCCCGUCUGUCUGCCCGAUGCCAACCUGGCCACGCGGCUGCUGAAGCCCGGGGAGCAGGGCCUGGUGUCUGGAUGGGGCUCCACGGGCUUCCUGCGGCUCUCCUCCCGCUUCCUGAGGAAGGUGGUGCUUCCUGUGGCCGAUCAGAUGAGCUGCAUCAACUCCACCGAGCACGUCAUCACCGACAACAUGUUCUGCGCCGGAUACCUGCUGGAGGAGAUGGACGCCUGCACAGGGGACAGCGGCGGCCCCUUCGUAGUCAACUACAGGGGCACCUGGUUCCUGGCCGGCGUGGUGAGCUGGGGCGAGAGAUGCGCCGCCGAGGGCAAAUACGGCGUUUACACCCGAAUGGGAAACUACUUGCCCUGGAUACGUGAAGAGAUGAUGAAAGAGGAAUCGGGACGCAGCCGGAGCCAGUCCACUACUGAAGCUCAAAAACACCUGUGACCCAACUGAAGGUCUAGAGAGUUAUACAGCAUCUGAAAGCUGAGUAAAUCAUCUUUCCAUUGAUGUAUGGUUUUUAGGAGGACUAUAUUUGUCUGAGAUACAAUUAUUUGAAAAUCUGGAAUCUGAGAGAGCAAAAAAAAUGAUAAAAUCAUCUUUAAAGUUGUUCAAAUGAAGUUCUUAGCAAUGCAUAUUACUCAUCAAAAAUUUGAUUUACAGUAGGAAAUUUACUAAAUAUCUUCAUGGAACAUGAUUUUUGGCAUAAAAGAAAAAUAUGUAAUACAGUGUAUUUUUGGCUAUUGCUAUUUUUAUACCCCAGAGACUUCAAUUUAUGCAUUUAGCAGACGCUUUUAUCCAAAGCGACUUCAGGCUAACAAUUUUUACCUAUCUAUUUUAUGAUUUAAGACUGGUUUUGUGCUGCAGGGUCACAGAUACGAUUUAAAAAAAAUUUUUUAUAUAUUUUAAAACAGCAAAAAUGUGUGAAUUAUAAAAUAUAUUUAUGUGAAUACUUUAUAUCCAUUCAUAUUUUUGGGCAUUUAAAAAAAAAAAAUUUUAAAAGAGCAAAAUAUAUUUACAGUGAACAUAAAUAUGGCAAAUUAUUAUUAGUAUUAUUAUUAUUAUAAAAAAAUAUCAAGCAGCUUUACAAUGUAAUCCAUCUGGAAUAUAUAUAUAUAUAUAUAUAUAUAUAUAUUUUUUUUUUUUUUUUCUUUCACAAAUAUCUUAUAUAUUUUAAAAUAAACAAAACAUAUAUUUGCUGUAUAUAUUUAUGUAAAUAUAUUUUCUGCAUAUGUUUGCCCAUUUUUUAUUAUUUGUAUAAAUAUAUGCAUAUUUUUAUUAGCCGUUAUGAUUUAGUUAAUGUAACAUACAGAUACAAAUAUAUUUCAACAUAAAAAGAAUGGACAAAACAUGUUUCAAAAUAUAUUUACAUAUCAUUCAAAAUGUAUUUUUGAAAGCAUUCAAGCAUAUAAAAUAUUAACUGAAUAACCCUUUUAUUUUAUUAAUGUGUUAGUAAAUGUUGAAAUGAGUGAAUAUUUGUUUCCAUGUUAGUUAAUGUGGUUUAUUAAUGUGCAUUAAUGGAAGCUUAUUGUAAAGUUUUAUCAAUGUUUUGCUUCUUAUGGUUCAAAAAAACAUAAUUGACCAGUAGUUUAUCUGACAUGCUGUGCUAAUUAUGCAAAACAAUAAUAAAUAUCUGUUCUGUAA